GGAGGCUGGAGUGGUUGUAGCUCGGGCGGAGUCCGUACCGGACUGCGGGACUGGGGCGGGCAGCGAGCAGGCGGGACGGCGGGGGCAGCAGGGCCGGCGUCUGGGCCGCGGCGGCCGGGCGGGCCGAGAGUCUGUCCUGAGGCGGCCGACCGGGGCGCCGCCGGCUCCCGAGGGGCGGCUCGGGCCCCUUCCGGCCCAGCGCUGGGUGGCGGGGCGGCGGGCGCAGGGCGAGCUGCGGCGCCGGGUCCGGCCCUGCCCUCCGGCCGGCUCUAGGCGGCCAGGGCCUUCGGGCCGCGCGCCUGGCCCUAGGGCUGCGGGUCCGGCCGCCAUGUGGGGACCUUAAAGCGCCUGUGGUCUUUUGAAGCGCUCUGACAGCUCUGAAGGGCUUUGUAGUCCCGGAAGCGCUUUGGCGUCCCUGAAGUAGCGCCUGCAAACUGAAGCUCCUGGGGAUCUCGGAGAGCCUGCCGUGGGCUGGGAAGCCAAACCGAAGCCUUUAGUAAAUUUCGAAUCGAUUUGACUUCUCUGAAGCGCUUUGGAAUUGCAAGCUGAGUCGAAGCGCUUUGAUAUCUCGGAAACCUUGAGAACUGUGAUGGGCAGUGGAAAGAAGAGGGAAAGGUGCCCAUGGCGUCGGAGAGGCGCAAGGUCAAGUACCACUGGAGCAGCACGUCGGAAGGGUGUCCCAGCAAGCGCAGCUGCCUCCGGGAGCCCAGUGAUGUGGCCCCCUCCAGCCGGCCAGCUCGUCGUAGCUCUGUGUCGCGUUCAGGAGGGGCCGGCAGCCCCAAGUGCUUGAAAGCCCAGGAGGAGGAUGAUGUGGCUUGCAAGCCGCGGUUACCCUGGGGCUCAUCCCGAGGGAGAAAUUCCUCCUACUGUAACAAUUCUUCCGGCCCAGGUGUGGGCGGGGCCGCCUCCAAAGGCUUCCUGAUUCGGAGCACUCGCGGGCACCUUUCAUCAAGGGGAUCCCCUCUACACUCUGCCAACUCCUUUGUAGAAGAAAUGGCUUCUCUAGAGGAGGAAGCCUGCAGCCUUAAGGUUGAUUCCAAUGAUAGUUCUCAUAACUCAACAAAUUCUGAAUGUGCAGCUGAAGCUGAGGGUCAGAAUGAUACAACUGAGGAGCCAAACAAGCUCCAGACAAGGAAGAGGGAUAGACUUCGAGACCAGGGCUCUACAAUGAUCUACCUGAAGGCUAUUCAGGGCAUCCUGGGGAAAUCAAUGCCAAAAAGGAAGGGAGAAGCCACCGCUAGGGCAAAACCAAGUAUAGGAGAGCGUCCCAGCUGUGCAAAAGGACCUGUCAGGAGUGAAGGACCAGUGAGGAGUGAGGGACCGACCAGGAGUGGAGAAGGACCAGUCAGGGGUGGAGAAGGACCGACCAGGAGUGGAGAAGGACCAGUCAGGGGUGAAGGACCAGCCAGGAAUGUCAAAGUCACAGCUCCUCAGAAGGAGAAAGAAUCCGUCCCAGAGGUUGGAGUGAAGGAGGAAAAGACUGUGCCAGAGAGGAACAGCUUUUGCCACAGGAGAGUGGUUAUGGACCCUGAGGAGAAAUCCAGUGAGGAGCCACGUGGUAACCGAAGGACAGUCAUUGACAAACAAACACCACCCCUAGAGUUUUUGGAUGACUCUGACUCUCAUUUAGAAAUCCAAAAGCAUAAAGAUAGGGAGGUGGUGAUAGAGCACCUCUCUUCAGGAAGUGACUGGUCUGAUGUGGAUGAGAUCUCCACAGUCAGGUUCUCUCAGGAGGAGCCUGUCUCCCUGAAACUCUCAGCAGCUCCAGAGCUGCCUUCCUUCACCACAGACUAUGUCAUGUACCCGCCUCAUUUGUAUAGUAGUCCUUGGUGUGACUAUGCCAGCUAUUGGACCGGCAGCCCCAAGCCUUCAGGAUACCCCUCCAUGGGCAGCAGCAGCACUGACACAGCCCAGGCUGGGAGGAGCAGCUGGAGCCUCCUGAGUGAUUAUUCUCCUAACUCUACAGUGAGUUCCCAAAACACCUCCAGAGACUUUGAGGCCACAGAGGAAGGCAGAUCCCAGAAUUCUCGUUCAUUUCCAUUCUCCAGGACCUUAGAAGAAGAAGAGGUGAAGGAGAAAAGAACAUUCCAAGAGGAGACGCCGCCACGUCAUUGUGGAGGACACAUACCUGGCUCCCUUCCUAGGAGCCACUGGGAGCCAAGCCUGGAGGAGGGCUUCAUUGAUACCCAUUGUCACUUGGACAUGCUCUAUUCCAAGUUGUCUUUCAAAGGGACUUUUACCAAGUUCAGAAAAAUUUAUAGCAGCUCCUUCCCUAAGGAAUUUCAGGGCUGCAUCUCUGACUUCUGUGAUCCUCGGACACUGACGGAUUGCCUGUGGGAGGAGCUGUUGAAAGAAGAUCUGGUUUGGGGGGCUUUUGGCUGUCACCCUCAUUUUGCACGUUACUACAAUGAAAGUCAAGAAAGAAAUCUUUUGCAAGCCUUAAGGCACCCCAAGGCUGUAGCAUUUGGGGAAAUGGGCCUGGAUUACUCUUAUAAGUGCACCACACCUGUCCCAGAACAGCAUAAGGUAUUUGAGAGACAGCUACAACUUGCUGUGUCUCUAAAGAAGCCUCUGGUGAUCCACUGCCGAGAAGCCGAUGAAGAUUUGCUGGACAUCAUGAAAAAAUUUGUCCCCUCUGACUACAAAAUCCAUAGGCAUUGCUUCACCGGCAGCUAUCCAGUCAUUGAGCCCCUGUUGAAGUACUUUCCCAACAUGUCUGUGGGCUUCACAGCAGUCCUGACAUACUCCUCUGCCUGGGAGGCCCGGGAAGCUCUGAAAAAGAUCCCGUUGGACAGAAUCAUCGUGGAAACUGAUGCUCCCUACUUCCUUCCUCGCCAGGUUCCCAAAAGCCUUUGCCAGUAUGCCCACCCGGGCCUGGCCUUGCACACAGUUCGAGAAAUUGCCAGGGUCAAAGAUCAACCACUCUCCCGCACCUUGGUCGCUUUGCGUGAGAACACCAGUCGCCUCUACAAUCUAUAAGCAGAAAGUACACAAUCAGGAGUUUCCUGGAAAAGGGCGACCAGCAGCCUGAUGUAACAUAGGCUGGGCUUGAACUCUGCCUGUGUCAAGGAUAUGUUUGGAGAGCCCUUUGGAACAGAGAAACCAGGACAGGAUGUUUUCCUCGAAACCUCAUCAUAAAGCUUCAGCUUCUGGCUGGUGGGUGGAGUGGAUGUGGGACAAGGGUUAGGGGAACUGCUCCAGAUAGUAUCAGGGUUUUGCCACCCAGUCCCAAUACUCCAAGGUAGGCAGUGAAGAAGAAGAGUUUGCCAAUCCAAGUCCUGUUCUCUGCAACCUGUAUUUUUGAGCAAUCUGUGAAUAAAGUCACCCUCCUUCUCGGCUAAGCACAUGUGGGUGUGUAACUCAGUUCCUGGUUCUCAGUUCUAAAAAUGAACUGCUAAGUGGGAAAUUUCUUGAGAAAUUCACUGGACACCUGUCUCAGAAGUUUAUUUUCUUGGGAUUAGUGAAGUCAUCCUCCUUUCUUUACUGGAUAACUCUUCAAUUUGGCUGUCACUGUUCCGGUAUCAACUCCAGCAUCAGCAUAGGCAGAAGGACUUCAGCUGCUGGUCUCACUGGUUCUGCUGCCAUCAGCGUGGAGGUGUGCAGAGGGGCGCUCAUUGUCCAUGGAAAUCCUGGCUCAUGGAGAUCCAGGACAGACUGGGGGACUCAAGGAAGAGGGCUUCUUCUUUUUAUCUUUUUUUUGAGACAGAGCUUCAAGCUAUUGCCCUGGGUAGAGUGCUGUGGCAUCACAGGUCACAGCAACCUCCAACUCCUGGGCUUAAGCGAUUCUCUUGCCUCAGCCUCCCAAGUAGCUGGGACUACAGGCGCCCACCACAACGCCCGGCUAUUUUUUUGGUUGUAGUUGUCAUUGUUGUUUGGCAGGCCUGGGCUGGAUUCGAACCCACUAGCUCUGGUGUAUGUGGCUGGCACCUUAGCCACUUGAGCUAUAGGUGCCGAGCCAGGAAGAGAGCUUCUUGGGGAAGAGGACCUCAAAGGAGAUACUCCCUGCUCACUGUGUCUCCAGGACUGCUUAUGGGGUGUGUUAAGUGGAUAAGUGUUCAGUUUAUAGCAGAAACUACCUGCUAGUUUGGUGUUAGGGGUUCCAGCCUCCCUUUUUGCCCUCUUCUCUGGAACACUUGACCAAAAAUAAUCCUUUUGUUUCAUUUCAUGUCACAGCCCCUGUGCACCCCACCAAGGUUGAGAGGUAAAUCAAUUUCAUCUUCCAAAGCUCUGCUCAUGCCGGUGCAGAACAAGAACAAGCAGGCCUGCUGUUUAUAAAUCAGUCCCUCUCCUGCCUUUGCCUCUCCCGUGUCUUGUCUUUUUCUGUGUUUUAGAAGUGAAAGCCUCUCCUUCGACUUUUGAGCAAUCAUGUCAUCUUAUGUUUUAAGCCCUGCUCUGCUCCCUGCUGGUGCCUUGUAACGGUAUAUUCAUUAUAGGCCCUAGAGGUUAUAAGGGUUGAGGGUUAAAUGUGAGGAGAGCCCUGCACUAUAUUCAUAAAGGAUCCUUCACCCUCCUCUCCUUGGAGUUCCUUGUCUGUUUCUUGGAGGGUUAAAUUGUAAAAUCCAUCAUUUAGGCCAGGCGUGAUGGCUCACGCCUGUAACCCUAGCACUCUGGGAGGCUGAGGUGGGUGGAUUGCUUGAGCUCAGGAGUUCAAAUCCAACCUGAGCAAAAGUGAGACCCUAUCUCUACUAAAAAUAGAAAAACUGAGGCAAGAGGAUCACUUGAGCUCAGAGUUGGAGGUUUCUGUGAGCUAUGACACUAUAGCACUCUACACAGGGCAAUGGAGUGAGACUCUGUCUCAAAAAAAAAAAAAAAUCCAUCAUUUAUGGUGGAUUUCUCUAGGUGGUUUUGGAAGGCACAUUUGAGCCUUGUGGGGUAAAAUGGAAUGCAUAUUCAUGUUUCAUGUCUGGUAUUUCCAUCUUGCCCCUGGUACACAAGUAACUAGCCUGAGAAGUAGGCCUUGGUUCACUGUCCACCUUCCAUGAUCAUCUGUGCUGUUAUGUUGCCCGUGCCUCAAAUUUGCCCAUGUGGGGAAUCAGAAGGACCUUGAUCCUCCCACUUGGAAGACUUGUGGGACUGCUAAGUCUAUCAAAGUGCUUUGUUACCCAAGUGAACCUCACCAUAACCAUCUCCUCUACAGCAAGCCCUUUAAGUCAAUACUGCCUCCACGUGAAACCGACUUCCUGGCAUUAGAGGAUGAAAAGACUAGAUUGAUGAAAUGACUAGCCCAUGGACUCUGGGCCGAUGCAGUCCACCUGCCAAGGAAAAGCACAAGGUGCUAUCUACUUUUCUGUCUAGGAUUUAGGAUUAUCAUUUAUGUGUUCUUACACAGGGAAACUUACCUGUUUGGGCGUGAAAGCUGGUUGGCAUUGUUUUUGAUUCCCUUUAUUUUUGGAUGGCUGACUCGAUUGUUUUUGCCGUGCUGCUGGAAUGCUCUGUUUUUCUGAAAAUAAAGUGAUGGAUUCUCUAGCCAAUUCUUAGGCUCUCCA
This is a messenger RNA of Nycticebus coucang (slow loris), 5486 nucleotides long. It is a transcript of the gene TATDN2, whose product is annotated as TatD DNase domain containing 2. Gene Ontology annotation, molecular function: hydrolase activity, acting on ester bonds. Bases 622 to 2979 code for a protein of 785 amino acids. The transcript has 8 exons. The record is from RefSeq and is a predicted model, not a curated record. Lineage: Eukaryota; Metazoa; Chordata; Mammalia; Primates; Lorisidae.